AUGCAGUUGUCUCUUCUCUUGGCGGCUGUGGCUCAUCGGAAGAAUAGAAAAGCGCUAUAUAAGCUCAAGUUCAUUUACCAUUUACCAUCCAUUCCUGUUGCAGGUUGUGAUUCGGGGUUUGGUCACGCUCUGGCAAAGCGGCUCAGUGACGAGGGCUUGCAGGUGUUUGCAGGUGUUCUGGAUGUGAACGGAGGCGGAGCUCAGCAGCUCAGAGAGCGAGGAUCUGAAAAGCUGAAGGUGCUGCAGCUGGAUGUGACGGACAGCUCGCAGAUAGAGACUGUUCACCGGUACAUCUGCACUCAGGUGGAGGACACAGGUUUGUGGGGUUUGGUGAAUAACGCAGGAGUCCUUCAGUGUCCCACAGACGCAGAGCUCCACCCCAUCACGUGGUACAGCCGCUGCAUGGACGUCAACUUCCUGUCGGCGGUGAGGAUGUGUCAGGUGUUCCUCCCUCUACUCAGGAGAUCCAGAGGACGCAUCGUCAACGUGACCAGCAUGGCAGGUGAGGUGCCCUUGCCGAUGUUUUCGUCUUACGGAGCAUCGAAGGCCGCCAUCAGCAUGUUCUCCAGGGUGCUGAGGAUGGAAAUGUGUGUGUGGGGCGUCAGAGUGACUUUAAUCCAACCUGGAGGCUUCAGAACAAGUAUCUUCGGUAACAGUGAAGACGUCUCUCAGUUCACAGAUGAGGUCCUGGCGGCUGUGUCCCCUGAAGCCAGAGAGGAUUAUGGGAAAAUGUACAUCUCGUCCCUCCCCGGCUUCCUGUCCAAAAUGUCCCAGCAGUCCUCAGAAGACCUGUCUCCAGUGGUGGAGGACAUGCACCACGCUCUGCUGUCUGUUCAUCCCAGACCACUUUACACCCCUGGACAGAUGGCGUGGCUGCUCCCGCUCCUGCACCGCUGCUGCCCCGCUGCCGUGUCGGAGUUCCUCAUCAGGAGACUGUUUGUACCAAGCGCCUGUCGACCUACAGGACUGACGACCAGCUGAGAAGCUAAACACACAAACUAUUAAACAAGAACCAACAUCCAGAGGCCGAAGAUCUAAAGAGUCAGUAACAUAAACAUUUAUCAGGUCAGAGAAGAAAAUUAUUUUAACCUCGGCUGUAUUUUCACUCAGUUCAGUCUUUAAAUGACUAUGGCUGUGUCCGAAAUCACUCACUCAUUCACUACUCCCUAUUCACUAUAUAGUGAGUUUAAUGCAGUGGACUAUAUAGUGCACUAGCUCAGCAAAAUUAAAAAACAUUUCGGAUACUACUCGCUCACUCACCGGCCGCUGACAGUGACGUCAUUGUUGUCGCGCAACUGAAACGCGCAGCUUUGCAACGGCUGAGGAUCAAUAACAACGGUAAAUAACAGCAUGAAUUUCUGUGAUAACUCAUAUUAUACUGAGUGUAUUUUCAUGAAACUUUUGCAAAUAAUAAAUACUUAUAAAAUAUAGAAUUUUACAUAAUGAGACAUAUUUUCGGACCAAAACUAAAUUAUUUAUGCUCACAGACUCUCGUUUCUCGUCUGUCAUCAACAUUAGGACAAACUAACAUCACUAAAGUUGAUGAUCUCUUAAUCUUUAUUAAAACUGAUCAUAGAGUUCAGUAAAACGCUCUGAAUAUGAACUUUAAUGAGUUUCUGUGUUCAUGCUGGUCACUCCUCUCGUCUGUUUGAGAGCUGCCGAGUCAAAACCCAAACACUAUAGUGCACUAUAUAGUGGAUAGGGAGUGAUUUCGGACACAGCCUAUGAAAUAUUUACAGUCUGCAUUAGACAUUUCCCACAAUGCAAAGCAGCAGGUCAGAGGUCAAAAUGACGGACAGCAACAUUCAUUGCAACAGAGGAAAUAAUCCCAAUCAGACCAAACCACACAAAUAUAUCUUUAUUGAUUUUGUAAAUCAUGAAAAUCUAAAUUUAUCUCUGCUCAGAUUUUUUCAGACUGUAAGCGGACGCUACACUGUAGCGGCGUUUGACGUCUGUUGUUUACUUCCUCAUUCCAAGACCAGAAACCAUUUUAGCUGGUUCUGGUGUACUGCAGAUUAACCAGGGACUGGAGGUCAGACUACAGACUGCUGUAGGGCGCAGUACGAUGGACACUAGCAAUGUACCAUACUACAUACAUGUUACAUGCUACAGUAACAUGUAGUCCA
Messenger RNA from Labrus bergylta (ballan wrasse), 2126 nucleotides. The record is from RefSeq and is a predicted model, not a curated record. Lineage: Eukaryota; Metazoa; Chordata; Actinopteri; Labriformes; Labridae.